AGCGAAGGGAGCCCUAAUGGCGGAGACUGUUCGCUCGCCUUUCGACUACCGGGAGCCGCCGACCCUCGACAGCGACGGGGAUGGGAGCAAGCCGCCGCCGCCGCGGGGCCGCGUGUGUGGGAGAAAAAGGAAGGGGACACCUGUGAAGGUGUGCGACCGAGCGUAUGUAACAGAAGAUGAGGAGGAGGAGAGCAUGUCAGAACACAGCUACAGCCCUGGUGAGGGCCAGUACCCAGAGGGGGCAGAGGACCGGCUCCCUCCACCUGGCAGCCCCUACUACCUGCCCGAUCCCGCUCAGCUCUGUGUGCCAGAGUUGGGAGAAGAAGGGGCGAGUGGGGUUCGGGGGCCCGUGCUCUUCCAUCCGCCGCCAAACUGCCGCAUCCGAGAGGUCCACUGUGGGACGCAGGUGCGGUUGGUCGUCAUAGCGAUCCGCGACAUCGCCAAAGGGGAGGAGAUCACCGUAGACUACAGCCUGACCGACUGGGGAGAGAACGCAAUGGAGGAUGAGGCUGGCCCCCACCCACUGUCCCUCUCUGUUUCCGAUUACCUUACCCCCUCCUGGUCAUUAUCACCCUCAUCCUCCCCACUCACCCACUCUGAACCCAGCGACUCAGAUCGCGAGGAGGACGAAGAGGAGGAAGACGACGAUGACGACGAUGACGAUGAGGAAGAGGAAAUCGAAGAAAUACGGGGCCGAAUGCUGCGCCGCCGCAAGAAGCGCAAGCUGCCAGAUGCUGUGGAAUCCAAGAAGAAGGACUCACCCACCUCCUCCAGAGGACCUGGGCGCCCGUGCUCUUCCUUUUCCCGCCCAGCACCUGUCACACCGCCGGUCAGAUCCCAGUCCCAGUCACCAGCCAGCACCCUGGCUCCCCCGACCACCAACAUCAACAAUAACAUCAACAUUAACAUUGGCAGCUCCAGCGGUGCCACAGUGAGCCGGCGGCAGCACUGCCCGUACUGCGGGCGCCACUAUCGCUCAUUAGCACGCCACCUGGAGAAACACCAUGCCAACCAGCCUGAGGUCAGAACGGCCAUGGAGCUGGCCCACCUUCACAGCUCUUCAAACGGCAGCGCCUCGCACCCUCAACCCUCGUCGUCCUCCACCUCUGCUACUCACAGUCAUUCCUUUGCUGUCCCUCAGCCUUCGGGCUCGAACCCUGCGCCGCCCUCUCUCUUCUCCAGGGAGAGGGAAUCGCCAGCUACUCGCUCGAGCACAGGCGCCGUCUCCUUCUCCCUCUCGCUUACCCCGCCUCCCUCGGGUCAGCCCACAGCCGCCAAAAAGGGGCCAAGCUGCUCAGCACCUGCAGCAAAACGCGCUGCGCCCCCUAUGGUGACCCGGGUUAAGAGUCCAUCGCCGCCGCCUCCUCCGCCUACUCCCAGGAGGGGUCGGAGAAUGAAGAAAGAAAAGCAGGAGGAGCAGCAGAAGGUGGAGGUGGAGAGCGCAAGAAUUCAAGAGGAGCUUGUUCCACCUCCCACUCCAGAGCCUGACAUAGAUCCAGAGGAAGAACUGGAGCUGAGUGCAGAAGGUGAAGAUGAACCUGCAGAAGAGAAGAAUGGAGAGAUUAUAAGCACACAAAGACAUCACAUGUCUCCGCUGCUCUCCUCCCUCUCUUGUCUGGUCCUGUACGUCCGCCGCCAGCAGCACACCUCCUUCCUUUCUUUAACCCGCUCUCCUAACUCCGCCGAGGCCUGGCGCCUGCUCUGCCAUUCCAGCCUGUCCCUGCUCAUCCUCUACAACCGCCACCGCGAAUGUGAGGUGGCUAAACUCACUAUACAGGACUACCGCAGCCGCGUCACCCCACCGGCCAGCACCAUCACCAGCCCCCCCUCCGGCACGGAAGCCCUCUUGUCCCCCUUUGAACGCCAGGUCCUCUCUCUACUCCCGCGGGCCAGCGUUUUAGGCAAGCGCGGUCGCGUCCAGCCGCUUAUUCUCCCGCCACACUGUGAGUCCUGCCUGGACCUGCUGCUUCAAACCAGCCCCAAUGUAGGUGUGGACCCAGAGAGCCCCUACGUCUUCUCCCGGCCGUACCACUCUCCUGCCACCCCUCUCCGGGGCACGGACCUCCUGAGGAACCUGGCUCGAGCCAGCGGGGCCAAGAACCCCGGAACGCUGACGGCAACAAGAGCACGGCGGCAGGUAGCUAUCCUUACCCAGCUGCUACUGUUGGAGGAGGGUGAGGGCCAGGCUGGAGCAACCAAACGCUUGGAGGACUUCCUGGAGAGAGAGUACCACGUGACCCAGAACUGCUCCUCUAUCAUUCGUGAUCCGUCUCUCAUGGGCCGGGUGGGUCGUGUUGUUCUUUAUGGAGAGAGGGAAGGUGUUCUUUUCAGAGGGAUGAGUCUGCAGCACAUCUGCCUUGAGUUGGAUGUGAUGUCUGGGAACUCAGCAGACUCCUUUUCCGAGGAUUCUGAGGCAGAAGAAGAGAAGGAGGAAGUGAAGGAGAAGGUUGAGGUACCGGUGAAGAAGAAAGGCCCCGGUCGACCGCCGCGGAAGAAGAGGGCGCCCAUUCCUUCUCCAGUUAACCCAUCGGUAGCCAACGUCCAUAAGAGGCGAUGUAUUCCCCCCAAAUCAGGCAAGCGUGGUGUACUGAAGCGUCCCUGGUCGGAGGCCGAGCGUGUAGCAGUGGAGACUCACCUGAAGCGAAACCUCAUGGAGCUGCGCGUCCCCGCGAAGGCGGACUGUGAGCGCUGCCUCGAACUCUGUCCUCUGCUGGUGAGCAACCAGCGAGACUGGAGGGCAAUCAAGUUUUACGUCCACAACCGCAUCCAGCUGCUGAAGAAGCAGGGGAGGAGGGAAAGCGCCGCCGCAGUUUGCUAGAGAAAAAAACAAUUUAAAAAAAAGAUGCGGCAGAGGGACACGUACCAUACUGUAUAAACCACCAGCAAUCACAUGAAGAUAUAAACUCUUGGCUGUGUUGGAGAGCAGCUUUCCCCCGUCUCAUCACCCUGGUCAUAAGGGAGAAGUGUAAUAAAAGUGACUAAGCUAAGAAACGGAUGCUGUCGCUCCAGUUAAGGAUCGUUCGUUCUCAGUGUUGGGAUCCCCAGUGUCUGUUUCCGAGAUGUGUUUUUAAGUGGUUGGACAAGAUGUUCUUGUAAGUGUGUGAAUAUGAGUUCAGACACAGUGAAUGCAUUUUUUUUUUUUACGAUCUGUUUUUUAUGUCAUUUUUACUAGCUAGUUGACAGUGGAGUGGUGGCAGUUAUGAGAUAUGAAGGAGAGAAGGUGUCUGCAGUGAUCAGGUGUGCGCUUUAGACCCCUAGACCACCGGGACACGCCACAAAAGACAAGCUUCUGUCCCACAUUUUCCUCCACAGAACGCUGAUGACCAAACAUGACUUUUAAAGCUUUGGAAGAAGACACCAAUGGUUCUGAUGGUUAAAAAAACCACAGAAACACUACGUCUUUGGGACUGAGACGUGUAUGAACUUGUAUAGUUUGUUUGAUAUCGACCCGCAACACCCAACAGACAAGUGUUUUAAAGAAGUAUUCCUUAAAAGUCUUGGACUAUGAUGCACUGGUCUGUGUAUCCGUUCUUGCAUACCUCUUAUCAUGAUCAUCGUCAGACUAGUAUGUAUCGAGGCACGCCUACUUGAAUUCAUUGCGAUAUAUGAGAAGAAUAUCCAAACAAAUUUUAUUUCUAAAUCAACACAUGGUCGCAUUCACAAUGUAAAUACUUCUUAAUCUAUGAAAAGUAUACAGUAGUGAUGACAAAGUUAGUAUUGUGUUAUGGUGUACAUACUGUAAAUACUAUCUGUACUUAUUAAAGUGUAUGACAUUUA
Messenger RNA from Limanda limanda (common dab), 3777 nucleotides. RefSeq lists its product as uncharacterized. Gene Ontology annotation, molecular function: protein binding. The record is from RefSeq and is a predicted model, not a curated record. The transcript is spliced from 8 exons. The coding region runs from base 17 to 2818 and encodes 933 amino acids. NCBI's taxonomy places the organism in Eukaryota, Metazoa, Chordata, Actinopteri, Pleuronectiformes, Pleuronectidae.